This is a messenger RNA of Nannospalax galili (Upper Galilee mountains blind mole rat), 1483 nucleotides long. It is a transcript of the gene Rhob, whose product is annotated as ras homolog family member B. Gene Ontology annotation, molecular function: GTPase activity; GTP binding. The transcript has a single exon. The coding region runs from base 391 to 981 and encodes 196 amino acids. The record is from RefSeq and is a predicted model, not a curated record. Lineage: Eukaryota; Metazoa; Chordata; Mammalia; Rodentia; Spalacidae. Gene Ontology annotation, biological process: small GTPase-mediated signal transduction.
UAGGGCCGCAGCCCGCAUCUGCCACCGCAGUCUGCGAGUAGUCCUCAGCGCCUCGGUACUCUAGGCCUCGAGAGACCCCGGGGAGGGAAGCGAGGCCGAGUCCGUAGCUCCAGCCGUUGCUUCCCACAAAGCGGCCCAGCCCAGGUGGGGCGAGGACAGCGGCCACCGGCCGGGAGCAGCGCGCCCCGGAGCAGCGCAGCGAGACGCUCGGUGCGCCCUAUGCCCCCGCGCCCCUGCUGGAGCGCCCCGAGAGAACGCACCACCGCGGGCCCCGGGUGCAGCUAGCGACCUUCGCCCGCAGCGCGCGGCCCAAGGUGAGCGGUGAGCGGCGAGCGGGACGGCGGCGAGGCGUUCGCGGGCCCCCUUCUGCUGCCCGGGCCCGGCCCGCUCAUGGCGGCCAUCCGCAAGAAGCUGGUGGUGGUGGGCGACGGCGCGUGUGGCAAGACGUGCCUGCUGAUCGUGUUCAGUAAGGACGAGUUCCCCGAAGUGUACGUGCCCACCGUCUUCGAGAACUAUGUGGCCGACAUCGAGGUGGACGGCAAGCAGGUGGAGCUGGCGCUGUGGGACACGGCGGGCCAGGAGGACUAUGAUCGCCUGCGGCCGCUCUCCUACCCCGACACCGACGUCAUCCUCAUGUGCUUCUCCGUGGACAGUCCGGACUCGCUGGAGAACAUCCCCGAGAAGUGGGUGCCCGAGGUGAAGCACUUCUGCCCCAAUGUGCCCAUCAUCCUGGUGGCCAACAAGAAAGACCUGCGCAGCGACGAGCACGUCCGCACGGAGCUGGCCCGCAUGAAGCAGGAACCGGUGCGCACCGAUGACGGCCGCGCCAUGGCCGUGCGCAUCCAAGCCUACGACUACCUCGAGUGCUCGGCCAAGACCAAGGAAGGUGUGCGCGAGGUCUUCGAGACGGCCACGCGCGCCGCGCUGCAGAAGCGCUACGGCUCCCAGAACGGCUGCAUCAACUGCUGCAAGGUGCUAUGAGGGCCGCGCCCUGCCUCCCGCCCCUGUCAGCGCGGCUCCCCCCUCUCUGGUCUCGUCCCCCACGAGCCGGGAGAAGGGGAGACCACGUCCCUAAGGACCCCACCAGACAGCCUGGCGUCUGCUGGCGGCUCUGGCUGGUUACGCCGAGAAUUAGCGUGGGCACCGAACGCCCCCUUCCCAGUGUCUGUGUGAGUCGAGCUGUGUGGCACAGGCCUGGGUGGCCUGCUGAGUGCCAAGGGGUCCCUGAGCGUCCUUUUCUCAAGAGCCAGGCCUCAAAGAGUGGUUGUGUGUAUGUACGACUCCCCCCACCCCACCCCACUUUUGCUCCACCCCUGCCCCUGGUUUCUCCAGGGGCAGAGCGCGGAGUGUGGGCGCGCCCCGCUCAGAUGUUCGCUCUUAAUCAGCAAACCAGUGCUGGCCCUUGUCUGUAACAUAGACCCUUGAACGAUGGAUUGGGAGGGCUGGGGAGGAUGGGGGUUAUAUAAAUAUAGAUAUAAUUUUA